Molecule: messenger RNA, 996 nt
Organism: Oncorhynchus gorbuscha (pink salmon)
Lineage: Eukaryota; Metazoa; Chordata; Actinopteri; Salmoniformes; Salmonidae
Product: extensin-like
Exons: 4
Coding region: 1-996 (331 amino acids)
Source: RefSeq, a predicted model, not a curated record
AUGUGGGACAAUCAGAAUGUGGCCAAGAAGAAGACACAGGAGAUGCCAGCUAUCAACAAAGCUUAUGACAGAGCCAACCCCACGUCCCCUCCUGCCGGUUCCCAACCCCACGUCCCCCUCCUGCCGGUUCCCAACCCCACGCCCCCUCCUGCCGGUUCCCAACCCCACGUCCCCCUCCUGCCGGUUCCCAACCCCACGUCCCCCUCCUGCCGGUUCCCAACCCCACGCCCCUCCUGCCGGUUCCCAACCCCACGUCCCCUCCUGCCGGUUCCCAACCCCACGUCCCUCCUGCCGGUUCCCAACCCCACGUCCUCCUGCCGGUUCCCAACCCCACGUCCCCUCCUGCCGGUUCCCAACCCCAUCCCCCUCCUGCCGGUUCCCAACCCCACGUCCACCUGCCGGUACCCCACCCCAAGUCCACCUGCCGGUUCCAAACCCCAAGUGCCCCUGCUGGUACCCCUGCCGGUACCCAACCACACCCCAAGUCCACCUGCCGGUACAACCCCACGUCCCCUGCCGGUACCCAACCCCACCCUAAGUCCCUGCCGUCCACCUGCCGGUUCCAACCCCAAGUCCACCUGCCAGUUCCAAACCCCAAGUCCACCUGCCAGUUCCAAACCCCAAGUGCCCCCUGAUACCCCCUGCCGGUACCUAACCACACCCCAAGUCCACCUGCCGCUACCCCACCCCAAGUGCCCUGCCGGUACCCAACCCAAGUCCCUCCUGCCGGUAGCCAACCAAGUCCACUGCCGGUACCCCACGUCCCCCCUCUGCCGUACCCCACCCCAAGUCCCCCUGCCGGUAGCCAACCCCACCUCCUCCUGCCGGUACCCCAACCCUGCCGGGUACCCAACCCACUCCCCUGCCGGUACCCCAACCCCACCCCUCCGGUACCAGAAGAUCUACAGGAGGGAGAUAUUUACCCCUCCCCAACCCCCCACCAGCACCAUGGCCGAGCCGGGUCAGCAGGAUACAGAAAAGCCAAGAAGACGUUGA